GGGCCGGGCGGUUCUCAGGACGACCACAGAGCGGGACCUGGGCUGGGGUGACCACUAGACUGAGCUGGGGCGAACCCUGGGCGGGGGCCGGGGCACGGGGCAGCAGUCGUUGUUCCAGCCGCCACCGUGACUGGGCUAGGUCCGCCGGCGCCAGGCCCGGCCGGGUCAGACCUCGGGCAUCCGGCGGCGGGUCUGCGGCCGAACGGAGGGCGCAGGUGAGCCUAGGACGCUGAGCGCGCUGCCUUACUCUGCCACGGUGGGGUGGAGGGCUGGCCCGGGGUGCCGGAUGGACUUCUGCAGCUCCGUGAAGUGCAGCUUUGACCGCCCCUUUGGUGCCUGUUCUCACGAGUUCGCUUUUUAAGACCAGCAAGCUGGCUUUGGGGAUCUAAGAGAUUUUUCUGGGUUUUCUCAGGCAUCAGUGAGAACUCAAGUCUCCAGCCAUGCAGCUACAGGCCCUGCUCCAAAAGGACCGCCCCAUGCCACAAAGAGAGCCACCCGAGUUUUCAUGGCAUCAAGCUGGCGAUCUCUGACGUGCAUCCUUGACAACAAGAGUUGCUUGUUAACCUCCCAGGGAGGAUCCCUUUCCUUGGGAGGGCCAGGCUGAGUGGGUCAGGGCUGGCCAGGUCCAGACUAUGCCGUCCAAGUCAGCUUGCCUGCGUCACAUGGAGGCACCUGGGCAACUGGAAGGCAGAAUACUCCAGGGACAGCUUCCGAACACGGAAAAGAUGCUCAUCCCAACACCAGGCUCCUUACCAGCCACUGACUCUCAGGGUUCAGAGACAAAUCCCAUUCCUCCUUUCAGCAUUCCAGCAAAACCAAGCAACCAGAACCCACAAGCUAAGGCAAACCUCAUCACCCCACAGCCACCCAUUAGACCCAAGUUGGAGCGAACCUUGUCCCUCGAUGACAAGGGCUGGAGAAGGAGGCGUUUCCGGGGUAGUCAGGAGGAUCUGACUGUCCAGAAUGGGGCCAGUCCCUGCAGGGGCUCCUUGCAGGACUCAGUAGCCCAAUCCCCUGCCUACAACCGUCCCCUGCCCUGCCUCAGCACAUCCUUGCAGGAGAUACCUAAGCCCCGAAGGGCCACAGGCAGUGAGGGAGGGAGCCCAUCCUUAUGGAGUGACUGUCUUUCUGGAAUGAUCAGCACCUCCUUGGACUUCCUGCACAGAGAGGCUACCUCAGGUGGGCCCCCCUCCAGGUUGACAAGUUUGCAUGCCUCACACACACCGCCAGCUGUGGACCUCAACAUAGCCUCCAGCUCCCUGAGAACAGCAAACAAGGUUGACCCUGAGCACAAGGACUACAAGCUCCGCAUGCAGACCAGACUGGUCAGGGCCCACAGCAACCUGGGCCCUAGCAGACCCCGGAGCCCCCUGGCUGGUGACGAUCACUCCAUUCACUCAGCCAGGUCUUCCUUCAGCCUUCUGGCCCCCAUCCGCACCAAGGACAUCAGAAGCAGGAGCUAUCUGGAGGGAAGUCUUCUGGCCAGUGGGGCCCUGCUAGGAGCAGACGAGCUGGCCAGGUACUUCCCAGACCGAAACAUGGCUCUCUUCGUGGCUACCUGGAACAUGCAGGGCCAGAAGGAGCUCCCAGUGAGCCUGGACGAGUUUCUGCUCCCCACUGAGGCUGACUACACUCAGGACCUGUAUGUCAUUGGAGUUCAGGAGGGCUGCUCUGACAGGCGAGAGUGGGAGACACGCCUGCAAGAGACACUGGGCCCUCAGUAUGUACUACUGUCAUCAGCAGCACAUGGGGUUCUGUACAUGUCCCUGUUUAUCCGUAGGGACCUCAUCUGGUUCUGCUCAGAGGUCGAGCACUCCACAGUAACUACACGCAUCGUGUCUCAGAUCAAGACCAAGGGGGCCCUGGGUGUCAGCUUUACCUUUUUUGGCACCUCUUUCCUCUUCAUCACAUCUCACUUCACCUCUGGAGAUGGGAAGGUAGCUGAGCGGCUACUGGACUACAGCAGAACCAUCCAAGCCCUAGCCCUGCCCCGGAAUGUGCCAGACACAAACCCCUACCGCUCUAGUGCAGGGGAUGUCACUACCCGGUUUGAUGAGGUCUUCUGGUUUGGGGACUUCAACUUCCGCCUGAGUGGUGGACGAGUGGCUGUGGAGGCCUUCCUGAAGCAGGACCCGGAGGUGGAUGUGCUGGCACUCCUGCAACAUGACCAGCUCACCCAGGAGAUGAAGAAAGGGUCCAUCUUCAGGGGCUUUGAGGAGGCAGAAAUUCACUUUCUCCCAUCCUACAAGUUUGACAUUGGGAAGGACACCUACGACAGCACCUCCAAGCAAAGGACACCCUCCUACACGGACCGUGUCCUAUACAAAAGCCGUCACAAGGGUGACAUCUGUCCCAUGAAGUAUUCCUCUUGCCCUGGGAUCAAGACUUCGGACCACCGUCCUGUGUAUGGCUUGUUCCGGGUGAAAGUGAGGCCAGGACGAGACAACAUCCCAUUAGCUGCCGGCAAGUUUGACCGAGAACUAUACUUGAUAGGAAUUAAAAGACGAAUUUCAAAAGAGAUUCAAAGACAAGAAGCACUGAAGACUCAGAGCUCCAGUGCCGUCUGCACCGUGUCUUGAAGUUUUCAGACCAGGACUGACCACUGCAGCUGGGGGACCAAGGUCACUGCAAAGAGAUGGGCUUGUUCUCUGAUGCUCUUGUAAUGCUGGGGUUCUAAUAAACCAUAGGUAGGGGCUCCCCUGCUCUCACCACAGACCCACCCCUCAGGACAGCAGUGGGCUGUGGCCAGGGCAAGCCUCAUUUAUCUCAUGUUCCCACUGGCACAUGGCAGGGAUUUGCUGAGUGGGGCAUGUGGACACCAAGCAGGUUUCACCCUACAGGAGCAAUCCUGACUUCUUUCCCCUCAACACUAGUCUCAACCUUUAUUCCUGUUCUCAUGCUCAAGCCCAGGUUCUAGAUGUGUAUCCUCUUUAUAGCUCCUUUCCUUCAGGGAAGGGUCAGGCAACCUCUGGAAUCUUAGAUGCUCAAUGCCUAAAACCUGCCAGACUAGAAUUCUGGAAUAUUCCUACAGUCAUUUUGACAGGCUCUGAGGUUCUACAUCCUGGUCCCAGGUUCCCAGCCCCUAGUUGAGUAGGAAGCGUCUCUCUACAGGCCCAGCGCAGCUGUAUUAAACUCAGUUUUUAGGAGCUUCAGACCAUUUGCUUUUGUGCUGCGAGUCCCAGAAGGGCAUUAGAAAUUGUGUUGCCAGGCAGCACCUUGCUGGGUUUCACUCCUUGAAGAAAGCUUAGGACUCUUCAUUACUCUCAAUCUUACCCCUCCCUUCAGAGACAUAGCCUUGAAUGUACAGACACCUAGGGGCAUCCACUCUAGUCUUCUAUUUAUUUUUCCAUAUUUAUAUUUUUAAAUAAAUAAGGAUAUAUUCAAUUGUAAACUCUUUCUGGACAAAGACUAAACCUUGGAAGAAGCAGUCUGCAUGCAUCUUGAGGCCUCAGGACACCCCAGGGUUUUAAAAGGGCAUAGAAGUCAAAAGCACCAAAUUUGGUCUCAGCUGUCACCUGCUACUCAGUCCCAUCCUAGGUCCUUCUGCUAGGUGUUGUCCUUGCUUACAGCCAGAAGCAGCAACAGGUGGAAAAAGUGAUGACUUGGAGCUCCAGCAAACCGUAGUAAAAUAAGCCAACAACUGAGAUGAAACUCAACAGCAUCAGCUUCUACAAUAUGGGUGUCAGCAAAGCCAAGUCACCUGCUUCAAUAAACCAGUCAAAUGUAGAAAGUGCCAGAAUGUCGAAUGUCAAACCAGUGAACCGCAAACUCCACCAAGACUCAUAGUAAAGAAGCUUUUUCCCUCCCAGACAGGCAACCCUGGGCCUAACCUAUUCCUGGCUUGAGUGAGGUUUGAUGUGGCCGUUCCAGUUUUCUCUGUAGCCCUGGCUGUCUUGAAACUCUUUCUAUAGACCAGACUGGCCUCAAACUCGGAGAGCCACCUGCUUCUGCCUCCUAAGUGCUGGGAUUAAAGGCGUGCACCACCACUGCCACCCAGCAGUUUGGUGCUUCUUUGUGGACAUUCUCUGGCACCUUAGAGAAGACUGAGGGAAUCCUCGAAUUUCCUAGUUUGGCCUGAAAUCAAGAUCAUAUUCUUGGGGUAAGGGACAAAGCGCAACAAUAACAAUUUACAUUUAGAGGGCAUUUCAGUUGGAAAGUUAAGCAUUUAAAGUGGGAAGUUAAAAACUGGACCUUGUAAAUAAUUGUGAGAUACAACUGGCUUGGUGACUCUUACUUGGAAGACCAGUAAUUGAAGCCAAGGCAAGGAGAUCACUGUGAGGUCAGCCUUCUCUCUAUAUUGAGUUACAGGCCAGCCAGGGCUAAGUAGACCAUCUCAAAAAACAAAGGGAUUAAGACUGUAAAAUACCUUCAGGCUUGUUAAAAAACUUAAGCUUUAGAAAUGAGGUCAGGUGUAGUGGCACUUGCCUAUAAUCCAAGCACUUGGGAGGCAGAAGCAGGAGGGUCUCUGUGGGUUUGAGACGAGUGUGUCUCAUAGGGAGUAUCAAGCCAGUCAGGGCUAUACUGUGAGAUCCUAUUUGAAGGGAAAAGAAUGAGGACAACAAUCCAUGUCUGUGAUCCUAACAGUGGAGAGGCCCUGUGUGCUUUGUCUCCCUAGAGCCCUG
Arvicanthis niloticus (Nile rat) is the source of this 4622-nucleotide messenger RNA. The record is from RefSeq and is a predicted model, not a curated record. NCBI's taxonomy places the organism in Eukaryota, Metazoa, Chordata, Mammalia, Rodentia, Muridae.